This is a messenger RNA of Xiphias gladius (swordfish), 2220 nucleotides long. RefSeq names its product Ras association domain family member 3 (gene rassf3). The transcript is spliced from 6 exons. Gene Ontology annotation, biological process: signal transduction. Gene Ontology annotation, cellular component: cytoplasm. Bases 322 to 1080 code for a protein of 252 amino acids. The record is from RefSeq and is a predicted model, not a curated record. Lineage: Eukaryota; Metazoa; Chordata; Actinopteri; Istiophoriformes; Xiphiidae.
AACUCACGCGUUAAAAAAAAUGGAAACACUGAAAUUCAUUUGAAUGGAGUCGAGCUACCGUGUUUGACGGGAGCAGAGGAAGGUGGACUGGGAGACGCUUGAGCCGAUUUGAAACAGGAAAUCAUCCCAUACUGAGCAAACAGUGAUUCCCGUGAACGCAAACGCACGGAGGUUUUCGUCGGUACUCAGCGCGUUUGGAGUUCGUUUCUAGCUAACAGCUGUUCAGUGUUUUGAUUUGUUUUUUUAUUUUUUUAUUUUUUGAUUUUUUGGGGGGGUUGUUUUUGAUGCGGCAGAGUUUGAGUCGAGAAGUUUUCCCCGCAAAUGACGUGGAAUAGCACGAUGAGCAGUGGCUACAGUAGCUUGGAGGAGGACUCCGAAGAGUACUUUUUCACGGCCAGGACAUCUUUCUUCAAAAAACCGUCGGGCAAAGUCACAGAAAGCAAGGAUGUGGAGAAGGAGAGAGAGUUGCGGACGCAGUUCAGCAGGGAGGAGAUCAGGCAGAGGAUCGAGCAGUACAACUCGCUGACCAAAGACCACCUUAAAAUGACGCUGGGUUCUUCUGGUGUGUAUACUGGUUUCAUCAAAGUCCAGAUGGAUCUGAGGAGGCCGGUGACGGUGCGGGGGGGUCAGAGAGGAGCGGGAGGAGCCGUGGAGGAGGCGGCCUUUUAUCUACCGCACGGAGUCACCAACACCCUCCACAUCAGCUCCAAUAAUACAGUCAGACAGGUGAUCGUCGCCCUUUUGAACAAGUUCACAGUCGCAGACAACCCGGCCAAGUACGCCCUGUACAAACGCUACCGCAGGGAGGAGCAGGUGUACGUGUGUAAGCUGGCGGAUGGCGAGCAGCCGUUGUUUCUUCGUCUGGUGGCGGGACCCAACGCCGACACGCUCAGCUUCGUCCUGAGAGAACAGCAGACGGGAGAAGUCAUGUGGGACGCCUUCUCCAUCCCCGAGCUGCGUAACUUCCUGCGGAUCCUCGACAAGGAGGAGGAGGAGCAGAAGGAGGCGGUAAUUCGCCGCUACGAGACCUACCGCCAGAGACUGCAGGAGGCACUGAGGGAGGUCCAAGGGCCUUCUUAGAGGAUUUAACCCCCACAAAACAGGACUACUGCCCCCUACAGGGACGGAGGAGGGGAUUUUUUUUUUUUUUCCUCCUCCAGAGGAGAAAAAUGGAGUGAAUUUUUGACGGAGAGAGGGACGUGAACGCAGAACGAUGAGGAGAGGAUCCAGCGCCUGGAAGAAUGGAUGAUACAGACAGAAAGAGGGAUGAUAAAAGAUGAGGACAGAAGAGGACAGAUAAAAAACUGAGAGACGGCAAGUGAAGGACAAGCGAAUAAAGGAAUGAACGGACAAAACUCAGAUGGACGUCGCUGGAGUUUGAUCCAGACUUCAAACUGCUGCCUGCUCUGCUCUGUCUUGCCUGCAAACACCAAAGAUUCCCUUACUUGUGCCAUAUUCAUCCAUCCUGUCUCCCUCUCUCCGUCCAUCCCUCUCCUCUUCCUCUCUUCUUCUUCUUCUUCUUCUUCUCCUCCUCUCACUCUGUCCUGCUGUGACAUAAUUUAUGCAGUUUAUCUGAUUCCUCUUUGUGUCCCCCAGUUUAUAUCCUUUGAAUUUGUGAAAGACUCAAGGCCAUAUGUUGAGAUAGAGUUUUAUUUAAUUUGUUUGUUUUUAAGGUCUGUACAUAUUUUUUUCUUAAUUUAUAUGGGUGAAGCUUUGUAUUUUAUUUUAUUUUUUUUCUUUUUAAAACAAAGUCUUAUUUUAGUUUAGUCUACAGAGGCAGGGGGACAGUUUGAUUGCUGACACAGACACGGAGAAUAGUUCAUCCAGACGUCUACUAGAUGUAAACACCCAAACAACACGAGCAUCAGAUACCACUGGAUAUAAGGUUUAUCAGUUUAAAAUCACAAACAGGCCCAGAAUCUUUAUCUGUAUUUACAUGACAGGAAUACCAGAAGAAUUAGAGACUAGCCCGGAAGUACAGAAGUCUUCAUCGUGGACAAGUUUUGCUGAAUUACCCCAAGAGUUGAGAAAUAUUUCUGAAUCCAGGAAGGAACAAGUAGCUUGCAUGGAAGUGUGGAGUCUCGAGUGUGCCAAAGGAAAAAUUAAAGUCGCUUUUUGUUUUUUUAUUAUAGUUUAAACUGAUAUAUUUGUUUUGAUCUUGUUUUAACUUUAUUCGUGUUGCUUUUAGUAUAAACAGAAAGAUGGCAAAAUAAACAAUAA